Messenger RNA from Pneumocystis jirovecii RU7, 543 nucleotides. Its product is annotated as CDP-diacylglycerol--inositol 3-phosphatidyltransferase. Gene Ontology annotation, molecular function: CDP-diacylglycerol-inositol 3-phosphatidyltransferase activity. The record is from RefSeq and is a predicted model, not a curated record. The transcript is spliced from 4 exons. Gene Ontology annotation, biological process: phosphatidylinositol biosynthetic process. Gene Ontology annotation, cellular component: Golgi apparatus. Lineage: Eukaryota; Fungi; Ascomycota; Pneumocystomycetes; Pneumocystales; Pneumocystaceae. The coding region runs from base 1 to 543 and encodes 180 amino acids.
AUGUGUGUGGGGAUGUGUAUUCCUGCAUGUUGUGCUGAUGGUUAUAUGAUAGCGACGAAAUUCGGUGCUAUUUUAGAUAUGGUGACAGACCGGUGUACCACUUCGUGUUUGCUGUGUUUUUUAUCGUCAGCAUAUCCUGAGUACACGAUGACGUUUCAAUUCCUUGUUUCUAUCGAUUUGGCUAGUCAUUAUAUGCACGUUUUUUCAACAUUAGCUCAAGGCAGUUCCUCUCAUAAGAAAAUUCCCGAUAAUCAAAGCUGGAUUUUGCGGCAAUAUUAUCAAAAUAAUGUUAUUCUUUUUGUUUUUUGUGCUGCAAACGAGCUUUUUUUUGUAGCAUUGUAUCUUCUUUCCUUUCCUCCAAAAUCUCCGCCUCGACUUGGUUAUAUUUUUAAUAUUCCACUUUCAUAUCCUGUAUUGAUUGGUACUGUAAGCUUUCCUAUUUGUCUUGGAAAACAGAUUAUUAAUAUUAUUCAAAUGAUUAAUGCGGCAAAAGCACUUGUUGAUAUUGAUAAAGAAAAUAGAAGGAAAGCAAAAUUCAUGUAG